CCUCCCUGGGAGCGUGGUGCCAGACAGCUGCUGUCACCAGGCACCUAACAAGAAGGAAAAAGGCUUCAUACGCCCCACCUCACCAAGGUCAGACUACAUCUGUGUCCCAGCAGCACCUUGUCCAUGCCCCCGGGCCCUAAGCUGCCAGUCCCGCCGGCUCCCAUGUCCAGAAUGGCCUGCACCGAGGUCCCACAGCAGCCAGCCCCACAUCAGCCCCAGCCCAUCUCCGCGGGAGCCACCACCACCGACACCAAGGGCCCUGCUGGGAGUCACUGCGGCUUCUCGGAGCACGACCUGGAGUGCCUGGUGUGCCGGGAGCCCUACAGCUCUGCCCGACCGCCCAAGCUGCUGGGUUGCCAGCACUGCUUCUGCGCUGUCUGCCUGAAGCUCCUGCUGUGCGUGCAGGACAACACCUGGUUCAUCCACUGCCCUGUGUGCCGCAAGGCCACCACGGUCCCCGGGGGCCUCAUCUGCAGCCUGCGUGACCAGGAGGCCGUGGUGGGGCAGCUAGCCCGGCCGUGCCCAGAGAUGCGGCUCUGUCCUCAGGAGCUGGAGAAUCCUGUCACCUUGACGGCAGGGCACCCCAGCUUGGCGGGAGAGGAUGGGCAGGACGUGGUGAGUGUCAACCGCAUGGCAGCGCGGCGCCUGGUGGCACACGUGCUCCUCCUGGCCUUGCUCAUCGUCCUCAUCCUGCCCUUCGUCUACCCCGGCGUCAUGCAGUGGGCACUCACCUUCAUCAUCGCCCUGGCCCUGCUGAUGUCCACCCUCUUCUGCUGUCACCCCAGCAGCCAGGGCAGCUGCCGGCCGGCCCCCAGGACUCUCUUCAGCAGCGAGCAGAAGCACAGCGAGAUUUCUUCCAUUGCCUGACCACGCGCCCACAUCACCGUCUGCCUCUGUGUCCCACAGUGGACAGGGUAAGGAUCUGUGAAGUAAGACUGGCUCCCGCAGGAGAAGAAAUGCCAGUCAGACCUGCAAGCUAAAGCCAGAAUGGCUGUCUUGGGUCUAGAACUACGUGCUCGGGCGAUAGACUUAUGCCUGCCCCAGGGACGGCACAGCUGCACCGUUUGGGGUGGCGAGGAGGCACAGCGGACUUGCAUGCUGCCAGGGAGGACCCCCUGUUCCUCUCCUUCCGAAGCUCCGGGUUGUCCGCUCAAUGCCUUGGUGAAAGUAUUGCAAUAGUAAUGUUACUGAAAAGUAAAUAGAGCCAGAAACUCCUCUUUGUUUAUUUCCAA
Molecule: messenger RNA, 1232 nt
Organism: Phyllostomus hastatus (greater spear-nosed bat)
Lineage: Eukaryota; Metazoa; Chordata; Mammalia; Chiroptera; Phyllostomidae
Gene: RNF186
Product: ring finger protein 186
Exons: 1
Coding region: 124-867 (247 amino acids)
Biological process (GO): intrinsic apoptotic signaling pathway in response to endoplasmic reticulum stress; protein K29-linked ubiquitination; protein autoubiquitination
Cellular component (GO): endoplasmic reticulum membrane
Molecular function (GO): ubiquitin protein ligase activity
Source: RefSeq, a predicted model, not a curated record